This is a messenger RNA of Paramuricea clavata, 1215 nucleotides long. The record is from the annotation of a GenBank genome assembly. Lineage: Eukaryota; Metazoa; Cnidaria; Anthozoa; Malacalcyonacea; Plexauridae.
AUGACACAAGAUAAAGGGGUUCAGGUUCAACCUUUUAUCAAAACAUUUAAGACUGUUGGAACCCAAACUGAACAUUUACACAUGCAAGGAAAUACAAAAAUACACCCUGAUGACAUCAAAAAAUUAUGUCAUUUAGAAGAUCACAGUUACUCCUUGGGCCCAAAUAAUAAUUCUUCAACAGAUGACAAUAAAGACACGGUGGAACCAUGUACAACACCAUGCACACCAGUGACUGAAGAACAACUGACAUUGGUUGAAUGUGAUGAUGUCCAAAAUGAGGUUAUUGUGGAACUAAAAAAAACAAGGAUCUUCAAAUGAUGCAGAUAAUGACUCUCUGAGUGAUACCGGUUCUUCAUAUUGUCCUUCAGCUUAUGAUGACUCUGAAACAGAUGAUGAAUAUUCCAGUGAUACUGCACCUGCUGUGGAAAAAAAAUUAUUGUAUUUGAAAGUCAGUUACAUAAACUAUUCAAAAUUUGUCAACAUUGUGGUAGUCCCAUUGAUACUACAACUCAAAUAAAUCAGGGAAGUAUGGUUACAAUUGCUACAAAUUGUUUGAAUGGACAUAGUGUAUCCUGGCAAUCACAACCACUAAUCGAAGGAACUGCAGCAGGAAACAUUUUGAUACCAGCAGCUAUUUUAUUCAGUGGAAACACCUAUAAACGCACUGUAGACUUUGCCAAGUACCUCAACCUUCAAUUUGUUUCCUCCUCCCAUUACUAUACUACCCAGGCUACCAUUCUUUUCCCAGUAGUGCAACAUACUUGGAUAACAAGCCAGAAUGCACUGGUAAAGAAGUUAAAGCAAAGCGACAGUGUGGAUGUAUGUGGUGACGGGCAGUGCGAUAGUCCUGAGCAUUCUGCUAAAUAUGGCACAUAUAUCCUGAUGGAUGAGAAAACAAACUUGAUAAUUGAAUUUAGCCUUGUUCAAAUGACAGAGGUAACAUCGUCUAAUGCAAUGGAAUAUGAAGGCUGUAAGAGAACACUAAAUUCAAUUAUCAAGAAGAAGAUUCCAAUCCGAUGUCUUACAACAGAUCGUCACACAACAAUCACAGCGAAGAUGAGGACAAACUAUUCAAACAUUGUUCACCAGUAUGAUGUGUGGCAUCCUAGCAAGUGGGUGACCAAAAAGCUGUCAAAGAAGGCAAAAAAGAAAGAUUGUCAAGAGUUACUGCCAUGGAUCAGAGUGUUUCCAACCAUUUAUGGCGGUGCUCUGUAA